GUUUAUCAUCACGAAAAAAACAAACGGUUCUAUGGCUCCGGAAAAAUCGUCAGACACUUACGCAUUUUUUUUGCAUUAACAAUUUUGUACACAGGGUGUUUCAAGUGCGAAAUAUGACGUAGAGAUUAAUUUUUGUAGUGCAACGCCCAGUAGAAUGUGUUAAUUUACAAUUUUACGAUCGGUUCUGAAUACUUUUCGUCUAACACACCACGCGGUUAAUGUGGACGAUUUUUGAAGUGGCAUAUUGCUUAUGCUAAUGAAACAUACGACAGGAAAUACAGAGCAUUAUCCACUGUAAAUGCCACAAUCGCACCCAAAUCGACCAUUACUUGGGUAACUAAGGAGGAAAGUAGAGAUUUUAUGGCAGUAUUUCCCGAUUUGGUCAGGGACCUUACGGACGAUGAAGAGUAUCCAGACAUACCCCUAGUUACGAAAAGAUUUGCAAAGGUUUUGCAAUACAACGUACCGCUCGGGAAGAAAACCAGAGGUCUUAGCACGGUGGCAUCCUAUAAAUUAAUAGCAACUCCCGAAGAUCUCACCAAUGAAAAUGUUCGUCUCGCACAAAUAUUGGGAUGGUGUGUGGAAUUGUUGCAUUCAUCCUUCCUGAUCAAUGAUGACAUCAUGGACAGCUCUGAAACACGCAGAGGCUCACCCUGUUGGUACUUAGUGGAAGGCGUGGGAAUGCAAGCCAUAAACGACGCGUUAUUAAUUGAAAAUGGAUUAUAUAUGCUACUUAAAAAAUAUUUCUUCAAUCAUCACUGCUACGUUCCGGCCAUGGAGUUAUUCCAUGAAACAGUGAUGAAAACAACAAUGGGACAAACUCUAGAUGUACUUUGUAUGAAAAAUGGCAAACCUGCGUUUGAAACGUUUACUAUGAACAGAUAUAAUUCCAUAGUCAAGUACAAAACUGCAUUUUAUUCCUUUCAAUUGCCAGUAGCGCUGGCUAUGUAUUUAGCUGGAAAAUAUGAUGCGGAAUUGCACAGGCAAGCUACAACAAUUCUAUUAGAAAUGGGUCACUACUUCCAAGUACAGGAUGACUUUUUGGAUUGCUUUGGGGAUUCCUCCGUAAUGGGUAAAAAAGGGACUGAUAUUCAAGAUGGUAAAUGUUCAUGGUUGGCAGUACUGGCCCUUCAACGUGCUUCGGCCGACCAAAGAAAAAUCUUUGAACAAAAUUAUGGUAAACCAAAUCCAGAAAGUGUGGCUAUAAUCCGUGGGUUAUAUGAAGAUCUUGGUCUUCCUAAUACCUUUGCAAUUUAUGAAGAAGAAAACUACAAUCUUAUUAGGACACAUAUUCAGCAAACUUCACAAGGUUUACCUCACAAACUGUUCUUUAAAUUCUUAGAUAGUUUUUAUAGAAGAGACUCGUAAGCUUUCAUAUUUUUGUGCAGUAGAUCUAUGUGUACAUGUAAUAUAAUUAUAGGAUUUUAUGUAGGUAGAUUAUAAGUUGUGUGUGUGUGUGUGUGUAACUUAGUGUACGAUUUUGUUUAUAUCUCUUGUAAUAUAAGAUAUAUAAAUAGUA
Messenger RNA from Photinus pyralis (common eastern firefly), 1519 nucleotides. Its product is annotated as farnesyl pyrophosphate synthase-like. Bases 361 to 1368 code for a protein of 335 amino acids. The transcript is spliced from 4 exons. Gene Ontology annotation, biological process: trans, trans-farnesyl diphosphate biosynthetic process. Lineage: Eukaryota; Metazoa; Arthropoda; Insecta; Coleoptera; Lampyridae. The record is from RefSeq and is a predicted model, not a curated record. Gene Ontology annotation, molecular function: (2E,6E)-farnesyl diphosphate synthase activity; dimethylallyltranstransferase activity. Gene Ontology annotation, cellular component: cytoplasm.